CGACUAACGUGCCUCCCCUGUGGACCACAGGCAGGCGGCGCCAUCCGGAUGCAGAGCACAGGAUGCUUCUUACGCAUUGAUGCAGACUUGUGAGAGAGGCUCCGGCUUUGGCACACUUUAGAGGAGGCGACAUUGUGGACGCACGGAAGUUGACGGAAGGAUACAGGAUGAUCUUAGGAGGUUUAAAUGGAGUGGGGCCGGCGCUCCCUGCCUUCCUCAGGACUCCAGCCGUCAUCCCCCCGUGCCCCCUGGACUUGAAGCCCUUCCUACCGCUGCCCCUGGAGUCGCCACACCCUGCAGCUCUGGGCCUCUUCCGCAACUUUAAUACAAUGGACCCCGUGCAGAAGGCGGUGAUGACGCACACCUUCGGCCCCCCUGUGGUGAGGACAAAGCGGCCCAUCAUCUCCUGCAAUGUCUGCCAAAUCCGCUUCAACUCAGAGAGUCAGGCAGAGGCGCACUACAAGGGGAACCGCCACGCUCGCAGAGUGAAGGGCAUCGAGACGUCCAAGACACCUCGCCACCAAGAUGGCGACAAGCAGCGCCCGCCCCCAACAACUUCCCCCUCCCUGUCAGGACCGUCACCUUCCAGUCUGGAUACUGAUCCUAGUAAGCCAGAUGACACCCAAUCCUGUCCCAGCUCCGGGUCCCCUUUGGCUUUGAGCCACUUAUCCACAUCCACUGUCGGCUCAGCAGACGCAGAGUGUCCUUUCUCGGAGUCUGCGGGCACACCUUUGCCGUCCUCCCCCACCCUCAGCACACCACCUGCAGACUCGGCAGGGGCCGCCCUCUCUGACGCCCCAUCCCCGGCACCCAGCCCCUCCUCUGGAGAGUCAGAAGAGGAGAAAGCUAAAAAGCUUCUCUACUGCUCCUUGUGCAAAGUGGUGGUUAAUUCCCUCUCACAGCUGGAGGCACAUAACAAAGGUACAAAACACAAAACAAUUCUGGAGGCGCGAAGUGGACUAGGGCCUAUCAAAGCUUACCCACGACUUGGUCUGAAAGGCAGUUCCGAGCAGGGAGGGGCUCUGUCUUCGGACCCCAACACUCAGGAACGAACCUUCCACUGUGAGAUCUGCAAUGUCAGAGUCACCUCCGAGCUGCAGCUUAAACAGCAUAUAUCCAGCAGGAGGCAUCGAGAUGGAGUUGCAGGGAAACCAAAUCCCCUGCUCAAUCGCAACAAGAAGCGUGCAGAUUUCAUGGAACUUCCAAAAACUCUAGGGGCGGGACUUUUACCAAAUCCUCUGGCUGUGGCAGCAGUCAUGGCCGCCGCGGCGUCCUCCAACCGGCUGGCACUACGAGCUCCCGGCCCGGCAAGCCACCAUCACCCCCAUCACCACCUCUUACAGGGGGCACCCCUCAGCCUGCUGAGGCCCGCCCCGGGGCCAAUUCGUACUGCGCACGGGCCCAUUCUCUUUGCCCCGUACUGACGGCGGGAGGAUGAGGAGGGGUCGGGAAGAAGCACACUGUGAAGGAGCGAGCCAAAGCCACUUUGUGUUCCAUUUAGAGUCGUGUAUAGAGAGAGUACGGCCAACUGGGUUCCGGAUUUGGUGCCGACAUGGCACCCAGUAGUCACGUGGGUGGCUUUUGACCAAUCAGUGAGAGUAUGGCCAGACAAUCUCUUAAAUGAGGCCUGGGCAAUUAUUUUGACUCCGGGGGCCACAUUUAGAGCACAAAAUGUGUCUGGGGGCCGGUAUAUCUAUUUUUAGGAACACUAAUACAAACCCUCACAAUAAUGUCUGACUGAAUGCUAAAAACGUCAUGACAGACCGCCUUAAAAAAUGUAAUGGAAUUUUACAUUUUUCUACGAAGGAUAAAAUACUGAAUAUUGACAAAAUAUGAACGUCACCCCCCCUUUCCAUCCACAUAUUUUACAAUCAAGUGAAACGCAACAAAAAUGCAACAAACAGUGAAAUAUGAACGCGAAGGGUACAAAAUAAUAAUAAUAAUAAUAAUGGAUUAGAUUUUAUAUCGCGCUUUUCUAUUGUUAGAUACUCAAAGCGCUCACAGAGAAGUGGGAACCCAUCAUUCAUUCACACCUGGUGGUGGUAAGCUACAUUUGUAGCCACAGCUGCCCUGGGGUAGACUGACGGAAGCGAGGCUGCCAGUUUGCGCCUACGGCCCCUCCGACCACCACCUAUCAUUCAUUCAUCAUUCAUUCACCGGUGUGAGCGGCACCGGGGGCAAGGGUGAAGUGUCCUGCCCAAGGACACAACGGCAGCGAUUUGGAUGUCAAGAGGCGGGGAGCGAACCUGCAACCCUCAGGUUUCUGGCAUGGCUGCUCUACCCACUACGCCAUACCGCCCCAUAAAUAAAAUAAACACACCUACAAUCUGAUAUAUCUGAUACAUCACUAUGCUUUAGAACAGGGGUCCCCAAACUACGGUCCGCGGGCCGGAUCCGGCCCCCCAGCAUCCAAAAUCCGGCCCACAGGAAGUCCCAAGUUUAAAAAAAAAAAAAAAAAAAUUUUUUUGGAAAUCUUUCCUUUCCAAUCCAUUUUUUACCGCUUGUUACUCUUGGUGUCUUCUAGUCGCUCAGGCAAAUCAUAUUGUCUAAAAAUUAAUUUUCCCAUCGAUAACGUGACAAUGUUAAAUGUUGAUGAACAUCAAUGUUAAUUGAUGUUCAAUGACAAAACGGAUUAUAAAGACAAUGUAUAUAUGUGUAUAUAUACACACACACACACAGCCUGGCCCCCGGCCAAAUUUUUUUAACCCAAUGCGGCCCCCGAGUCAAAAAGUUUGGGGACCCCCGCUUUAGAACUUUGUUGUGAAAAUCUCCUUCCGCGUCUGUGGAAACGCUUCCCGCCCAACACUGCUUGGUGCCUCGUCUGAGCUGCUGUGACGUAGAUGACCAUAGUAACUAAUUAGAUGACCAUAGUAACUAAUUAGAUGAUCAUAGUAACUAAUUAGAUAACCAUAGUAACUAAUUAGAUGACCAUAGUAACUAAUUAGAAGACCAUAGUAACUAAUUAGAUGACCAUACAAACUAAUUAGAUGAUCAUAGUAACUAAUUAGAUAACCAUAGUAACUGGUAUAUCAUGCAAAAGUGCAGAUUCCAAGCAUUGAAAGACUUAGUAUAGUUGAAGACUUCCGGUCAUUAUAAAACAUGACUGCACAUCAUAAUGGCAGCUACACUUUACAUCUUAAAUAUCUAAAAAAAAUAUUUGGGAAUGUCCGGCGGGCCAGAUUGAAAAGCUUAACGGGCCGCAUGUGGCCCCCGGGCCUGAAUUUGCCCAGGUCUGUCUUAAAUGAUUGGUCGAAAGCCCGUCAUGUGACUACAGAGCACCAUGUUUGGGACCCACUCUGGAACCAUGUUGGUCAUACUCCUAUAGACGGCUCUGGUUCCAUUUUGGUGAGACUGACACCUGCUGGUGCAAACUGUAGUUGCAGACGGCUGCUAUGUUAACAGGGAGACUUGUUGAGAUUUUUUUAAAGAGACAUUUUCAUCCUGCAACCUAAAAGAUCCACUAACUACCCGUAGUAGGAGCAGCAAAGAUGAGAAAGUGGGACUUUCAAACAAACUUCUAUUAAGCAUGGACUUAACCGCUGCACCUCGUAAAAAUCUGAACCUUCUCCGCACCCAAAGCAUCGGUACCAGAAGGGAAAAAAAGAAGCAGCCCCCGAGCUUCUAGUAUAUUGUGGUCUCCUCUGAUGUUAGCUGUUAGCAAUCACUGUGUAAGGAGUCCCCACUUUGUGUGGUUCUUUGAAUUUGUGUUGCUGCUGCAGUUUCCUGCAACAUUUCUUUGUACUGUAUGUCUAUAGAUCUUCCCAGCUGGCUUAGGGAGUCUGCAUUUACCUCUACAGGACACAGACCGAGGUUAAGCGAGGAACAGAGCAUACAUUACGUCUUAAAGAUAUUCAACUAAGAGCACCUUAACCACAUGAAGUAUAGUACGUGGGGAAGUACCUGAGUGAAGUACUAUGCAGCUAGCAGUGUUUAAUAUUUGUGGUCUGUCUAGAACGGGAAGGCGGCGGAGGAAAAGAACAUCAGGAAACUACGUUUGUGUCUUCAGGUUAUGGUGUAGCUAUCAUUCGGCAGAUAACAACCCACAUUUGAUCACACAGAGCAGUGACAUGCUGUGAGGUUCAUAGUUGGUGAGGCAUUGACUUCCUUUGCAGUUUUCAUAUGGCGCGCUAGUAAUUCAGGUACAAACCCAAGAGGCACAAGACAUCGAAACAACGUUGAGAACUUGUUGAAUUAGAUCCUGACGUUGAGCAACUCAAAAUUAAUGUUGGAACAAUCAAUCAACGUCGGGUUCUGACGUUGAUUUGACCAUUGAAAUCUGGUCAUUUUCCAGCCAACAACGUGGAUCCAACGUUAGGCAUCAACGUUGUCUCAAUUGACCGUAUUUUCCGGAGUAAAGUCACUCUGGAGUAUAAUUUAAAGGACACGCAUGUAUAAUCAACGUUGUAUCAAUGUCUUGUGCCUGCUGGGAUGUUGUUUCCGAAUAUUUCUCAAUCAAAUUUUUUGGCGGUUCAUUUGCGUCUUUAUCGCCAAAGCUUUUUUUCGACACUGAACUUAUGUAACUGAAUGUUUGGUUUUUGAAUGACAGUUUCAAUGCGUACGUUUAAAAAUGACGUUUCAGAAAUCUAGUUUCUGAAAAUUCAAUACACAUACACUAGCGUUCAAAAGUUUGGGGUCACAUGUAAAUGUCCUUAUUUUUGAAGGAAAAGCACUGUACUUUUCAAUGAAGAUAACUUUAAACUAGUCUUAACUUUACAGAAAUACACUCUAUACAUUGCUAAUGUGCUAAAUGACUAUUCUAGCUGAAAAUGUCUGCUUUUUGGUGCAAUAUCUACAUAGGUGUAUAGAGGCCCAUUUGCAGCAACUAUCACUCCAGUGUUCUAAUGGUACAAUGUGUUUGCUCAUUGGCUCAGAAGGCUAAUUGAUGAUUAGAAAACCCUUGUGCAAUCAUGUUCACACAUCUGAAAACACUUUAGCUCGUUACAGAAGCUACAAAACUGACCUUCCUUUGAGCAGAUUGACUUUCUGGAGCAUCACAUUUGUGGGCUCAAUUAAACGCUCAAAAUGGCCAGAAAAAGAGAACUUUCAUCUGAAACUCCACAGUCUAUUCUUGUUCUUAGAAAUGAAGGCUCGAACACUAAAUUGUUUGGGUGACCCCAAACUUUUGAACGGUAGUAUAUGUUUAGUGCAAAAACUAAAUCAGUUCAGAAAAAUGUGUUGCUUCUUAAAUCAAGAAGCAAAUUAAGACAGAAGCAAUAAGAUCGUGUCUCAGAACCAGCCAACGAGGUGUCGAGUUGGCAGUCUCAUCUUCUCAUGAACUUGCAAAACAGCUGCAAGGAGUCAGUUUAUGCAGCGCUACUCUCGCACUACAGCCCGUUAAACGUUUCAAUCAGGCCCGUCAGACGUUUCCAAAAUGUUUUUAAACUUGUAACACUGAAAUUUAAGGAUGCGUCGCACCGUUUUAAAAUUACUGUAAGUCUUGAACAAUAGAAAUAUUCUAAAUGGUUGGCAUCUAUUUUCAUCUGGAGCCUAAUAUGACAUGAAGAGAACAUGAUGAAUACCGAAUUUUUCGGAGUAUAAGUCGCACUGGAGUAUAAGUCGCAUUUUUUGGGGAAAUGUAUUUGCUAAAAGCCAACAGCAAGAAUAGACAUUUGAAAGGCAAUUUAAAAUGUGUAAAGAAUAGUGAACAACAGGCUGAAUAAGUGUACGUUAUAUGAGGCAUAAAUAACCAACUGGUAUGUUAACGUAACAUAUUAUGGUAAGAGUCAUUCAAAUAACUAUAACAUAUAGAACAUGCUAUACGUUUACCAAACAAUCUGUCACUCCUAAUCGCUAAAUCCCAUGAAAUCUUAUACGUCUAGUCUCUUACGUCAAUGACAUCAAUAAUAUUAUUUCAUAUUUUACGCUAAUGUGUUCAUCAUUUCACACAUAUGUCGCUCCUGAGUAUAAGUCGCACCCCCGGCCAAACUAUGAAAAAAACUGCGACUUAUAGUCGGAAAAAAGGGUACUGUAAGUCUUGAACAAUGGAAAUAUUCUAAAUCUAUUUUAAUCUGGAGCCUAAUAUGACACGAAGAGAGCAUGAUCAAUACUUUUAUGUAUUUAGGGAAAGUCAAUUCAAAAUGUGCUUUUGUCAAUUUAUGAUCAUGAUUUAUGUGCUGGGCCUGAUGGCCCACCACUGGGGACUAAUAUAAAUUCAAAAAGUUUUGGUAAUUAAGACAUAAAGUAACCUUCAUAAAUGUAUGUUUUUCUUUUAAAAAGUGUGUGAAACCAAGUCCAUGUGCAUAUCCUUCUCCAGGAUAAGCUUUGUUUAAAAAGUUCUGUUUUUUAAUUUUAUUUUUUGAAUUGUACUUAAAGUCUUUCAGCCACUGAUGGUAGCGACAAAGCCAUAACUCAGCGCCUUGCCGUAUUAUAUUCUUAUGGAGUUUAUGGUCUUAAUAAUAAGAAUAAUGACUUCACACUUACAUUAAAGAUUACAGACUGUCGAAAGACAAAGGGCCUGAUCUACUUAAGGUUUGCGUGUACUAAAAGACGUGCAAACUUGAUAGCACACGCAAAGCUGAUCUACUAAACCUGUGAGCAGAGCAUUGCGUUUCUUUAGCGAGCACAAUAAGCAGCGCAAUCCAUUUUAGUGUGUGUGUGUCUUCAUGAAUAUGCAGGAUCAUCGAAACACACACAAUACUGGGAGGAGAGAAUUCAAAUUAUUUAGCACUAGCAAUGUGACCUGUCAAGGUUGAAACUGUUCUGUGGCCGCCGUUUUAGAAAGGACCAGCGAACCGUCCGUUGCACAGAAAUGGCUGCGAGAAAGGAGGCGAUAGCUGCAGCUCCGUCCUAUGUAUGCUUGUCAACAUGUAUGGACUGUCAAAAAUAAGAAUAUUGGACAUAUUGUCUAUUCAGCAAUAUCAUUUUAUAUUUGUUUUAGCUGCGAGAUGACUUAGGGGCUAAUGAAAACAAAUUAAUUGAAUGUGUUUGUCAUUUCUGUAAUAUUUUUUUUCAUAUAGACCAGUGGUUCUUAACCUGGGUUGGAUGGAACACUAGGGGUUGGGUGAGUCGGGCUCAGGGGUUCGGCGGAGGUCGAGACACACCCGACUCAUCGUGUAAAUACAAACUUCUCCCUAUCGGCGUAUUACGGAUACGACAACAGCAGAAGUCACACUGAUUUGCAGGUGUGUCAUUUGUUGUGAGUUUAUGUUGGUUGUGUUGUUUGAACAAGGUGAUGUUCAUGCACGCUUCAUCAAGUGCACCACUAAUAAAACAUGCUAACACUUUAGUAUGGGGAACAUUAAUUAGUUGCUUAUUAACAUGCAAAUUAGUAACAUAUUGGCUCUUAACUAGUCAUUAUUAAGUACUUAUUAAUGCCUUAUUUGGCAUGGCCUUAUUAUAACCCUAACCCUCUAACCCUGGCCCUAACCAAAUAACUCUAACCCUGACCAAAUAACUCUAAAUUAAGUCUUUAUUACUUAGAAUACGUUCCCAGAGUGUCCAAAUAACUCUAAAUUAAGUCUUUAUUACUUAGAAUAUGUUCCCCUCGUGUCCAAAUAACUGUAAAUUAAGUCUUUGUGACUUAGAAUAUGUUCCCCUAGUGUCCAAAUAACUCUAAAUGAAGUCUUUGUUACUUAGAAUAUGUUCCCCUAGUGUCCAAAUAACUCUAAAUGAAGUCUUUGUUACUUAGAAUAUGUUCCCCUAGUGUCCAAAUAACUCUAAAUUAAGUCUUUGUUACUUAGAAUAUGUUCCCCUAGUGUCCAAAUAACUCUAAAUUAAGUCUUUAUUACUUAGAAUAUGUUCCCCUAGUGUCCAAAUAACUCUAAAUUAAGUCUUUGUUACUUAGAAUAUGUUCCCCACACUAAAGUGUUACCAAAAACAUAUAACUUUGUCUUGAAUGUGAAAAAAAAACAACUUUAAUUUACACUAAAGAAGGGUUCGAUGAAUGCGCAUAUGAAACUGGUGGGGUUCGGUACCUCCAACAAGGUUAAGAACCACUGAUAUAGAAGAUAUAUUAUUAACAUAUAUCAUAUAGAAAAAAAAUAUUCUCGCAAUAUGCAUUUUCUCACAGUUAUUACCAGCAUAAAGUGCUAAAAACCGGAUUCUGUUGUCGAUCGCACUGCAGGACUGCUUCUAAAAUGGCCAUAAAAUAUGCCAUGAUAACAUGAAUGUGCAGUAAAUGAGUGUUUCCAUGGUGUAAACUGCAUAGCACAAACAAAAACCUCAUUUAAAUAGGGCGGUCUGCAAUUAGUAUCAAAUGUACACAAAAUCUUGGUAGAUGGCAAGCAACACGCCCACUAAUAGUACACAAUUUUGUACUUUGUACACACUGUUUAGCGCAUGUUACUUCUAUCUUAGUAGAUCAGGCCAUGGUGUGUAGUAAAUGUUUCUUUAAAUUUGCUAAAAAUGAACACAAAAGGGCACGUUAGAAAAGAUGAAGCAUUUGAAGCCCUGAACUUGAUCAGUAAAUGUGCAAAGUCAGUAUUUUUUUUAACUAAUGGACAAUGUUUUAAGUAUGGAGCCCCUAAAGGGACAUGGGGGAAUUUUUAUUUUUUAU
Entelurus aequoreus (snake pipefish) is the source of this 8494-nucleotide messenger RNA. RefSeq names its product zinc finger protein 385A-like. Gene Ontology annotation, cellular component: nucleus. The coding region runs from base 168 to 1424 and encodes 418 amino acids. The transcript is spliced from 8 exons. The record is from RefSeq and is a predicted model, not a curated record. Lineage: Eukaryota; Metazoa; Chordata; Actinopteri; Syngnathiformes; Syngnathidae. Gene Ontology annotation, molecular function: nucleic acid binding; zinc ion binding.